AUGCUGCAAGCGCUUCCUGCAGAAACACAGAACUUAGGAUCUCCAAGCAAAACUGCUAGCAGCCUUCUUAGCACACCAUGUGUGAAACAUACAGAUUCAGAAUCAUCGAACAAGACUGCGAGCGGCUCCUACUUUUCGCCCGGGAAGGUGCCAACAUCUGACAGCGAAGCGGCACCCGAAUUGGAAGAAACUGACCCCUCUCUGCUGGACAAAUAUUUUAAUGUCCAAGAAAAAAAGCUCUUAGAGCUUUCAACCUCAGCAGCCAUUGAUGGGGCUUACGACAGCAGAGGCCACAGUGCGGACUUCGGCAAAGUCCUCGCCAUUGAUCUGAAACUGGACUAUACGUGCAUACUGAAGCUGUGCACCGGUCAGAAACAGGUUGCGCCAGAGAAGAACCCAUCUCACUCGGGAACUCAAAUUAACAUUGUAGGUGGUAAGAGUGGACGCAUGGGGAAAGCCGGCUUCCACCGCAUACUGCGAUGGUUUAGAUCAAUGAAUGUUCCAAUUCACUCGAUCUCCACCGAUCGCAGUUACGCGUUCAAGACAGAGAUUGAGUCGUACAACGCUGAAUAUGGAGAUCAGGAUGCGUUCUGGAAAGACAUCGCACUGGCUAAUCCCUAUGGUGGGACUAGCCAGUGCGAGUCCAAAAACUCACUGGAUCGUAUCUAUGGUCCAAAAGAAGUCUACCUGCCAUCCUCCACAUACUCUCUCUAUGCGAAAUUGUCGUCACUGCACAAAAACGCCUUACGAAUAGCAGAAUUGGAUGGGGAAAGAGUAGUACAACGAUGA
Molecule: messenger RNA, 789 nt
Organism: Cylicocyclus nassatus
Lineage: Eukaryota; Metazoa; Nematoda; Chromadorea; Rhabditida; Strongylidae
Source: the annotation of a GenBank genome assembly